CUCUUCUCCAAAUUCAAGCUCAGUUUCUAAUGCUAUCGCGAAACAUACUACAUAAGGGCAUCCGGCCUGUUCGGCGGGCCUGGGUUGCGACGCUCUACCAUGGACAGCUCAUGGCCCGUAUCCAGCACCGCGACAUCCAUGUUGAGCAAGUCUCGCCCGACGAGACUACGGGUGCAGCAAAGUACCGCGCCGGCCUGUUUAUCGACAAGGUGUUUCCGCUCAAGAUGUCGUCAUUUGAUAUCCGGCCAUACAUUAUGUCACGCAACAUUGACACCAUGCGGCAGAAGGUCUUGGCGCUGCUUCCUGAGGGACUGCCCAACAGCUUUGCUGUGGACAUGGUUGAGCCGCACCAGCGCGACGGUGGCAGCAUCGUGUAUUUUACAAUCACUGGUCCGACCACCGGCCAAGAGGCGCAAAAGGCUGCGCAGGACCUAGUGGACACUAUCAAUGCCCACGUGCAGGCAACAUCGGGCAGCAAGUGGUAUACGUUUGAACCAGCACGGGUCUUUUCGGUGAUGGGGACUCCAUUCAACGAGGACAUUGUGCGUUUGCUGCCGUCGAAGAAGGUCAAGGUCGAGUUCUCUGGCAAGGACUUGUCUGUAGAAGAUCUGUUUAGAGAAUUCAGGCCGUUUGGACGGAUUCUGGACAUUGAGCAGCAGCCGUCGUCAAACAAGGACACGCCGCGCUGGGCCAAUGUGCACUUCCAGCGUCUGCGGUCUGCCACCAGCGCGCGCAAUUGCGUCCACGGAGAUACAGUGGGCGAUACCAAGCUGUUGCUGUCGUACAUACAGAUGCACCACGAAAAUGUCAUUCUGCAAUGGCUCAAAUCGCACUCAAAGUUCACCAUCCCGUUGGCAGCAGCGGCACUGAUAGCAGCCAUCUACGCUGUGUUUGACCCGAUCCGCGAGUUCUUUGUCGAGAACAAGAUCACCAGGCGCUUUGACAUCUCUCGCCUGCCGAUUAUCGGCAAGCUGCGCAAGGACUUCAGCCUGUGGGACAUGCUGAGGCGCGAUACGUCGACAGGUGAGCGCGUGUCGAUGUGGUCGGCACGCGUCGAGCAGGAGGAGAGGCUGGUCUCGAUGUUGAACGAGCCGCCUGAGAAUUUUGUUGUGGUCUCUGGCCCCCACGGCUCUGGCAAGACACUGCUGGUGCGCAAUGCCACGCGCAACAAAAAGUACCGGAUCACUAUUGACGCGGCCAAGCUGUCGUCGGUGCAUACUGAGAUCGAGCAGAUGGCGUUGCUGGCCAAGCAGCUCGGGUACUGGCCGAUCUUCAGCGCAAUCAUCAGCAUUACCAACAUGAUUGAUCUGAUGGUAGCGGCUACUACGGGAUCCAAGGCUGGUAUCUCGGCAACGCCCGAGUCGCAGACGCGCAAGGUUCUUGAUUGUCUAGCACUGGUGCUGACCAAGAUCCGCCAAACGAUCUACUGCCGCCCGAGGACAUUCCCCAUCAUCAUCCUGGAGAACGUCAAGGACAAGGACCUGAUGGUCGACGGCGCGAGCAUGGUUGAGUCGGGACUGGCCCAUGUCAUCGCAACCACCCAUUCGAUCGGCGGGUACCGUGAUAUCCAGCGUGCCCAGCCGCAGCGGGCUGUCAGCCUGCUGUCGCUGGACGAUGCAUCGCCAAUGAACGCCCUGCUGAUGCUGCAGAAGCAGCUGGAUGCCGUAUCGAGUGAGAAGCUGGAGGCGGCCGUCGGUAUCCUGGGCGGGCGACUAGAAGACCUUGAGGUGUUUGUGCAGAAGGUCAAGGCGGGUGAGAGCGUCGACGGGUCGCUGGAGGACAUCAUCCAGCGCUCCAUCACCGAAAUCCGCAAGUACGCAUUCUCGGGCGAUGCCGAGGUGGGCCAGUACGAGCACACGUGGUCGCCGGAGCAGUUCUGGUACCUGCUGACUGAGCUGGCUCGCGACGGCAGCGUCAGCUACGACCGCAUCCGCAAUUCGACGCUGUUUGUCGAUAAGGACAAUGCGCUGCUUGGCCUGGAAGAGGCCCAGCUCAUCAGCAUGCAGUACGAGAACGACCGUCCGUCGAGGAUUAAGCCCGGGCGCCCUAUCUUCCAGGCAGCGUUCCAGCGCAUUCUGGAUGAUCCAGGAUUUGCCUCGUCCAUGUCGGUGAAGAUGAACAAGAAGUUCAUCGAGCUCGAGACUGCCAAAAUCCGAAAGGCCCAGGAGGAGCUUUCGCUAAUGAACGUGUUUAGCGCCAGUGUGGAUUCGCACAAGGCGCUGAUGUCCGGCUUGGCAAUGAUCUCAGCCAUGGGCGGGGGUGGGGGCCGGAGCUCGUCGUGGUCCGGCAGAGAUCGCACCAAGCACGGCGAUGAAGUCACCAUCACGCAAGAGGCGGAGAUGUUCUUUGCCGAUGCUCUUAGAGUGAGCAACAGCAACAGCCCUGUGAUCCGGCAGCUGCAGCUGCAGGCCGAGGCGGCCGAGAGCGAGAAGGAGUCUGCGUCUGGUCGAUCAAGGUCGUGGCUCGGGUGGGUGUUUGGCCGGCCCAGCCAGCCCAAGCAGGAUCCAAAGCGUGAACCGCAUGCUAGGACAGCCCCACCUCCACAGUCGCCGCCCACCAUCAUACCUGGCAUUCCAUGUGAGCUCCAAGGCCGCGUGCAGUUCCUGCUCAAGACCAUUCGCGAUAGCCAGGACAAAAUCAGCGUCUGGCAGGCGGAGAAUGCAGUGCAGGCGAAGAUUCUUAGUGGCCUGUAGUGUCUUGUUCGGUAUACCCAGUAUGGAAUCAACAGUUUACAUCACCAUCUUGCAUACAAGGUUGCCAUCAAGGGCCACUGGCCGAGCCAGUCUAUUUUUGGCGGCUACGAGC
Molecule: messenger RNA, 2805 nt
Organism: Linderina pennispora
Lineage: Eukaryota; Fungi; Kickxellomycota; Kickxellomycetes; Kickxellales; Kickxellaceae
Exons: 4
Coding region: 111-2693 (860 amino acids)
Cellular component (GO): mitochondrial inner membrane
Molecular function (GO): RNA binding
Source: RefSeq, a predicted model, not a curated record